ACCGCGCCGCCCAACUGUCAAAACAAGCCCAGCCAGCAGCCAAAAAGCUAAAAAAAAAUUGAAACGGAUUUUUUUCUCAAAUUUUGAACAAAAUUGACGAUUUAGCAAAGUGAACGCUAAAAAUUCUUACUAAAUUUAGUGCGAAGAGAAGUGACUAAACGUGAAGUGGAUUGAGUUAAGUUAGUUUGUUGUGUUUGGAGGAUGGAUUUCGACUGGGACAACAUCAGCGUCGGCGAGCCUGGCCUCAACACUUCGGGCAGUUUUUUCUUCAGAAACGUCAAGAUGGAGCGGCAACAGCUGGAGGAUGAGGACGACGACGACGGAGUGAUUAGCUGCCAGUCCUCCGAGCCCGAUCCGUCGGUGGCAGCUGGUCCGUCGAAAUCCCGCGCCAAGCUGGACCAGGCCAAGAUCCAGCAGCAGGAGGCGUGCAACCGUGCCUACAAGUACGCCCAGGUCUACGAGAAGCACCGGAAGGCACUGCGGGAAAAGGAGGAACGCCAGCUGCAGGAGAUGAAAAAGUUCCAGGCCCGGCCGGCACCGAACUUUACCCGCAAGGAGCCGAAGGACACCGCCCAGGGUUAUGGCAAAAAGGAAAACGUUGAACCCAAAUUCACCAUCCCCGUAACUCCCAAGCAGAUGAAGCCGGAACGGCUGAAAAAGGCCGCCGACCAGUCCAAGAAGCUCCAGGACCGCACCAAACCCGCCGAACCGUCCAAGGAGUUCAAGGCGCACGACGCCCGGGUGCUAAAGGAAGCGCCCUUCCAGCCGGUCCUCGCCAAAACCGUCGUCAAGCAGGAUCCGUUUAAUUUGCGCAUGUCCGCCAGGCUCGCGGAACGACGCCAGUUUGACGAGCAACUGCAGCGGGCCAAGGAGGAGAAGGCACGCCGCGACGCGGAGGAAAAACGGCUGGCCGAGGAGCGGGAGCUCAAGUUGCUGCGCAAGCAGAAGGAGUUCAAGGCCAAUCCGAACCCGUUUAAGUGAGUUUUUUUUUGUAGAUUUCUUUUGUGUGAGUUUUUAAGCGUUCUCAAGUUUUAUGCGAAAAGGGAGUUUAUUCUCCAAUGGUAGAGUAUUAGCGACUCCAACUUUGAGAACUUUUUCUUUUUUUUUGCCUCAAUAAUCGAUAGUCAACCCACUUUUUUUAAUCCAAUAAAGUAAGGUUCGGAUUAGU
Messenger RNA from Culex pipiens pallens (northern house mosquito), 1168 nucleotides. RefSeq lists its product as uncharacterized. The transcript is spliced from 2 exons. The coding region runs from base 202 to 981 and encodes 259 amino acids. The record is from RefSeq and is a predicted model, not a curated record. Lineage: Eukaryota; Metazoa; Arthropoda; Insecta; Diptera; Culicidae.